Thlaspi arvense is the source of this 595-nucleotide messenger RNA. Lineage: Eukaryota; Viridiplantae; Streptophyta; Magnoliopsida; Brassicales; Brassicaceae. The record is from the annotation of a GenBank genome assembly.
AUGACUUUUGUACCGAAUCAUUUUCAGGUCAAUCUAGUGGACUGGUUGAAGAUGAUGGUUGGAACGAGGCGAUCCGAAGAAGUAGUGGAUCCAAACAUAGAGGUAAGACCACCUACAAGAUCACUGAAACGAGCCCUUUUGACCGCUCUGAGAUGUGUCGAUCUGGAUUCCGAUAAACGGCCAAGAAUGAGCCAAGUUGUGUGUAUGCUUGAGUCCGAGGAAUAUCCCAUUCCAAGAGAGGACUGAAGACGUUCUAAAACUCGAGAGGGGAGUAUGGACUCGGACAUUGACAUGAGUGCACCUUACUCAAGAUCACAGAGCAGGAGACAGUAAUCUGAGUAAUUAUCAACAUGCAUAAGCUUUCAAAGAGAUUUAUGAUUAUGAGGAGAUCUCUACUAUUCUUUGAGCUGGUUCUUGUGCAUUUUCUGUUAUUAUUUUUCAGUUUUUGUGUGGUUUUGAUAGGGAUUAGUAGACGAUAGAUUAUUGCUUGUACAUGGGAUUGGUUUUGUAUUUAGAACCCCUACAUCAACGUAAUAGAUUGGUAUGCACAGUAUUAUAAAAUCUUCUGUUCAGAAUCUCUGCAGAUUUCAAAGCA